CAUUGGCAUUUGAUCAAUGAAAAAAGAGUCCAUCCAGUAGAACUGGCAUCACUGUAGUUGUGCUGUUUAGUUGCAGACGAAGCAACUGUUGAUCAGUAUUUUGGUUUUUACAUUUUAGAAAUGGAAUUUCAAGAAAACAUUCCGGGAUGCACAUUAGACGAAAUUGCUCUAGAAGGACUCGAAGGACUGACUAUUUCCACACUGUGGAUCCGAUUAAAUAAGCGAAAGAAUUUCCCCAUUGCCUUAGAUGAUCAAUCUAAACGCUUCAUCUGGAAAAUUAUUUUUGUCAUGACUAAUGUCUUGGAGCAGCACAAAAAGCCGAUCCAAAUCUCCAAAGUUUUGAAAUGUGUCCAGGCUGCCAAAUGAGUACACCAAUUUAACUAUCACAAAUCAGUAAAUGUUCCCGGUAUGGCAGGCAAUGGAGACAAAGAAGACAAUGUGGAGAAACUUGAAAAAAAUGAAGUAAUUUCGUUAGUAAAGCAGAGAACCAAAUCAAUUGUUGAAGCGCUUGAAAACUAUCGAGAGCUUUAACAAUCGGUGAGUAUCUCAUUCUGUAUCUCUGUCAGUGUUGUUCAGUCAGUACCUACGUCAGUGUUUGUCAGUUAAUCUCUGCCAGUUAAUAAAAUGCUGCUUCUCACUUCAA
Molecule: messenger RNA, 643 nt
Organism: Daphnia magna
Lineage: Eukaryota; Metazoa; Arthropoda; Branchiopoda; Diplostraca; Daphniidae
Product: general transcription factor 3C polypeptide 1-like
Exons: 3
Coding region: 121-366 (81 amino acids)
Source: RefSeq, a predicted model, not a curated record